AUAAAUUAAACUAGUGAUCGACAAGCAGUGAAUGUGGAAAGAAGUAAUACAGUAAAGAGUCUGCGGAGCAAUGGGUUCGAUGAUUUCGCGAUUAUUUAAAAGGAAAAGAGAAAAAAGUACAUAUGAAAAAUUGGAAGCAAUCGAGUUAAAAAUAAAAGAAAUAGAGGAAUUCUCGGACCUAUAUCAAUUGAAACAGAAACGAUUUGUUGGAAAUGUUCUGUUGUAUGGAUUGGGAUCGUCUGUAGUGGCAUUUCUAGCAUUUUAUUUUGCAUUUUUGCCAAAAACACUAGAAAAACGAGUACUUUAUUCAAUUCCGAUUAUUUUGUUGCCUGCAUUUAUAUUUUUUCUUAAAAAUCUAGUCGCAUAUUAUUUUCAAAGAAAGGUCAAUUCAAAUGCUGAAGAACUAGCCGAACUGAGGACUGAAAAGCGGGAAUUAUUAGAUCAUGUUAAGACAAAGGAAACAUACAAGGACGCAGUUGAGAUAUUACAAAGAUUUGGCAAUGUCAAUGACCGAUCAUUUUCAACACCAUCACGUCAAUCAUCAGCAUCGCCACCUGACAAUAUCUCGAAAGUUAUGGUUAAUACAAGCACAAACAUGACACCGUCAUUAGGCGGAAAUUUUAAAACUCCAGUAGCUGGAAGACAAUUAGUUCAUCGCAAUAUUUUACAACAAAGAAUGAAUGCUCAAACGCCUCAAAUGGAUCCAAAUCGGACAGUUGCUAUUCCUUCUUCUGUCGCCGUUAUUCGAGGAAUGAAACGAACGCCAUAUCCAAUUAUUGAUAAUAGUCAGAAAUCUGUUGUGGAUAAAAUGGUCGAUUACUUAAUUGGCGACGGUCCAGCCAAUAGAUUUGCCAUGAUCUGCCAGCAGUGCUUUAAGCAUAAUGGUAUGGCACUACAAGAGGAAUAUGAAUAUGCUGCCUUUCGAUGUGCUUUUUGUAAUUUCUUUAAUCCAGCUAAAAAGCUUAGACCAAUUGCACCGAGAUUAUCGUCAGAAUUAGCAUUACAGCCGUCACAACCUUCAUUCAACAUUCAAAGGCCAUCUUCGUCUGAUUCAAGCAGUUGCUCAGACACAGACAAUGAAAUUUCAAAGCGGAAAUUACAAAAUGUCACAGAAACUGAACCCAAACAAAUUGUGGAGUCAGAGGAGCAAGAACAGAACGACGAAUUGGAAGUCGAAUCAGUGGGCGAUGAAAUUGAAUUUAUCGAUAAGCCAGAAAGACAAGACAUUGAGAAAAAGCUCGAAUAGCUCGCAUUGCAUGGUGAAUUUUAUAGACUUAUUUCUUUUCUUAAGAAUCAAGCUUUUUGUUAUCCAGUAAUUUUUUAAAGAAAAACCUAAUUAGGACUUCUCGUGCGGCCAAUUAAAUUAGUCGUAUAAGAGAAACAAAGAAGAAAACAAAUUGUUAAUAAUUUUAUGAAUACAUAUAAAAAGUCAGUCAAGGUACGGCAAGUUUCAACAUCUUUGAGUGUGCAUUAAAAUUUGUAACAAAUUAGAUUGUGAUGACUUUUAACAACUUUUUUAUUCAAAAAUUAACGGUUGAAAUUUAAAUUUUUU
Chironomus riparius is the source of this 1552-nucleotide messenger RNA. Lineage: Eukaryota; Metazoa; Arthropoda; Insecta; Diptera; Chironomidae. The record is from the annotation of a GenBank genome assembly.